Messenger RNA from Aspergillus wentii DTO 134E9, 1176 nucleotides. Its product is annotated as SWIRM domain-containing protein. The record is from RefSeq and is a predicted model, not a curated record. Gene Ontology annotation, biological process: regulation of transcription by RNA polymerase II; chromatin remodeling. NCBI's taxonomy places the organism in Eukaryota, Fungi, Ascomycota, Eurotiomycetes, Eurotiales, Aspergillaceae. The coding region runs from base 1 to 1176 and encodes 391 amino acids. Gene Ontology annotation, cellular component: SAGA-type complex; nucleus. Gene Ontology annotation, molecular function: protein binding; transcription coactivator activity; chromatin binding. The transcript has a single exon.
AUGACCUCAUUCUCUGCUACUUCACUGGGCCAAAGCCAUAGAGUCAACAUGAAUCGCCUACCUUCGGUUUCCAGCCUCAUGUCCCCGCCAGAGUCCAAACCUCUGGAGAGCUUUAACCCUGCACUUUCACCUUUUGCCAUGUCACAGGAAUCAUCAUUCAACAACGACAUUAAAUUACCCCCAAUAUCAGCUGAUCGAAAGCGGACACAGUCUGAAAUGGACUUGCCUUCGCCACCUGUUACUCCAUACACGGGGAAUAAGAAGAGAAAGCAAAGCGUUUCUGAGCACAUUGAGAGCGAUGCUGUUGGCUCCUCGAGAGACCCCGUUCUUUUCCCUCGCCACAAUUCUGUAACUGAUGUUGCCGCUGAUGAGCCACUGUUUGGGCCCAUGCUGCCACCCGCAGCAGAAGCACUGGUUGAACAACAUAUCAGUUCUCACAUGGCAAGGUUUGAGAAUAAGUUGAACAAGCCGACACGUGAUGAGUACCUGUUGGCUCUUUCAUGUGUGCCAAUUGUUUCAGCGCAGUAUAACCGCAACCCCAGAGCCUGGGCUAAAGAGGAGAGAGAAACCCUAGAGCGUCAGCUGGCCAUGAUGAAUCGCUGUCACCCCAGAGCUCUAGAGGCAAAGUUGAAGAAAAUCGCGCCAGCCCCGGCAAAAAGGGCAGUUACUGCCCAACCACGUGUGCAACGAAAUUCUAGAGUUAAGCGUACACCAAAAUCUACUCCAAAGCAGAAGGCUGUCGACUCUUUUGACUUACCUCCACCAUCGAGCUCGAAACCACCUCGAGCCUUAGGCACAAACCGGGAUGACACUGAUUACAACUCCCUAAAGGACUUUUCGCCUCCAUUGGAGACACUUGGUGGCAAUGCGAAGGCAUUAAAAGCAGACUGGAAAGGACAGAUGUUAGAUUUGAGCAAUGAUCCAGAUCGGCAUUUGCUCUGCUCAGCUGAAACCAAUCUUGCUGCCACCUUAAGGCUUUCAUGCGCAACAUAUUUGUGCAGCAAACGUCGCAUUUUUGAAGCUCGUGUCAGGGCAUUGAAUGUUGGGAAAGAAUUUCGCAAAACAGAUGCUCAGCAAGCUUGCAAGAUUGACGUAAACAAAGCCAGCAAACUCUGGACCGCAUAUGAGCGGGUUGGUUGGUUUAAACCUGAACUUUUUCAACACUUUCGGAGAUGA